AUGCCGAAAUGCGCCGGUGACUGCGACAGAGAUGAGCACUGCGCAGGAGGUUUGCGUUGUUUCCAAAGAGAUGGUGUAACAACUGUGCCCGGGUGCACGGGAACUGGCAUUCCAAACUUUGACUACUGCUACGACCCAGCGGAUGCCCCAGAACCUCCAACACAGCCUCCUGGAAGAGGGCCAAAUUGCCUUUGCGUCUUUGACAUUGACCGCACGCUGACAGGAAAGCAGGGAACUGCCAGCAAUGAAUGUCCCGCAGAUAAGGAGAUCCCUGGCAUUUGGGACACCGCAUACAGGGGUGGGUGGCUAACCAUCUCUCAAGCGGGCCAAAACUUGCAAAACACCUUCUGCGGCAAGUGCUACAUGGGAAUCGUUUCGCAUGGCGUUGCUAGCGGGCCCAACUCGCGAGAGCGGACCUACUUGCUUGAGAAUGUGCUUGUUGGUGAACCCUUUCAGGCACUGCUUCGCUCAAACGCUCAGGCGGCUGAGUGGGGUUUCAGAACCGUCCGCUCUCCUCUGGUACUCGGAUGGCCCGACAAGGAGAAGCAGGAUGCGGUGGCUGGCAUUGUGGCUUGGUACGAGCAGCAAGGCAUUAGAGUCAGGGACCAGGAUGUGUACUUCUUCGGCGACCGUACUGAGAACAUCCCGCCAUUCAGUUCAACAGCCUUCAACGCCCGAGAAAUUUCGUGCGGCUCUCGAGACAUGAGCAUUGGCAACGGCAUGGUGGGACUCUGCGGUGCCGCAACUGACGAGAUCGUGGACACCAAGGGAGUUGUGGUCUGUGCAGACCCAAAGCCUCUUCCCACACCGACCCCACCGCCGUCCCAAGAGGAUUGUUUGUGCAUCUUCGACAUUGACAGGACGCUCACUGGCAAGCAAGGUGACGUGAAGAAUUGUCCAGACAACAGGAUUGAGAAUACCAUUUGGGACACUGCCUAUGGCGGAGGUUGGCUUACGCUUUCAGACGCAGCACAAAAGUUAUCGGAGACAUUCUGCAACUUCUGCUAUUUAGGGUUGAUCUCGGCAGGGGAUGCUGGAGGCCGAAACUCGCCACAAAGGCCAUAUCUCUUGGACAAGGUGUUGAUCAGUGAGAAGUUCAGCAAGCUGCGAGCAGCCAAUGGGGAAGCGUCUGCGUGGUCCGACUAUCCUAGAGUUGAUUCCCCUCUUGUUCUCAAGUGGCCUAACCUGCAGAAGCAAAACGCAGCGGAAGACAUAGUGGCAUGGUAUGCCCAGCAGGGCGUCACCAUCCCUCCCAGCAAGGUGCACUUUUAUGGAGACCGGACGGAGAACAUUGGACCUUUCGCUGACAAGGGCUACAAUGCUCGUGAAAUUUCGUGCGGAUCGCGAGACUACUCCUUGUACAGCAAUGGGAUGGUUGGCUACUGUGGUGCUAAGGCUUCUGAGAUCGUGGAUACACCAGGCGUUGCUGGCUGCUGA
This is a messenger RNA of Symbiodinium pilosum, 1437 nucleotides long. Lineage: Eukaryota; Dinophyceae; Suessiales; Symbiodiniaceae. The record is from the annotation of a GenBank genome assembly.